AUUUAUGAGCGAUCAAGAAGGUUGGCAUGAGCUUUGUGACCUGUAUCUGCAAGAACAGGAGUACAGUAAAGCUGCAAUUUGCAUUGAAGAAUUGAUUCUGCAUAAUCCACAUAAUCAUCUGCUACACCAACGUUAUGCAGAAAUAAAAUAUUCCCAAGGUGGUUAUGACAACAUGGUUACAGCAAAAGCAUACUUUAGCCAAGCAAUUAAAUUGAACCCUAAUAACAUUAGGGCUUUGUACGGUUUACUACUGACAGCUAACAACAUUGCCCUUUCACCCAAGUGUCCUGCAUCAAAGAAGAAGGAAACCAUAAAGUUGAGUGAAUGGGUUGCCAACCAAAUUGAAAGACAAUACAAAACCAAAACUGCUGAGGAAAAUAAGGAUACAAAAUGUAUAGAGGGAUUAUUAGCACAAUUACAGCUUGAGGCAUAGGCUUUUUUGUACAAAACAUUUAUGUAGGAAACAAAAUAGUUUUGCAAAAUUGUAGUUAGAUUUUUCAAAACCUUUACAUGUAAAUGUCAACAAAUACGAUUAUUUAAUUGAAAUCACAAAUUUAUCAUCCAGUGUCUGUGUACCACAUCAUAAAUAAAUGAAUUAUGUUGUUAAAUACAGGUGUGUAUGAAUUUUGGUUUUUAAAGUUUAAAAACCAACCCAUGACCUACCUUUACCUUGCCAUCUCUUGAAGUUUUAUAACCUAUAAAAAUCAAAACAUGUAACAUAACCUACGCUCCUUAUGUAUCAUACUUGAAACAUACCUAAACAAUGAAGGGCCUCAAAAGUAUAUUAUAAGUUAAAUUUUACUUCUCUCUAGUUAGUAAAAGAAAAUAGCAUUCCAAACAAUCAGUCAUGGCUCCACUUACAAAUUUAAUUUUAUGUAGUAUAAUUGAAAAAGACUGUAAUGGAGAUACAUUAUGGACUUGGAACUAUCCAAUGAUGAUAGAGUCGGAAAAAGCUAUUAUUAUGAAAAAAUAUAAUUCUCAAUCAGAGCAUAACAAUGUCCUGUCAUUUGUUUUUUCAAGGCAUGGACAAUACUGGUUUUAUAUUUGCAAUAGUGAAGCAGGAGCUUCCGAAAAGCUACAGAGGGUAAAGCAGUUUGCCAUUGUACUUUUGACAAGAGAUUAUUGUCCACAACAGUAUGAAAUACUUUGCCGAUUUCUCAGUAGGGCUUACAAUAAAAAUGGAAAUCCUGUAGAUACUCUUAAAUUAUAUUUGAACGCAUACACCAAAGGAUCCUUUGUUACGGUGGAUAAUGAAGUAUUUUCUUCAGAUGAUUUUAAAGCACUGCCAUUUGGUACAAUUACCAAUGUCAAAGGCUUGAUCAAAGUAUUUGAAUUAGAAACUAUAUUGAUAUACACUGCAUUGUUACUGAAGAAAAGAAUUGUGGUUUAUCAUCACAGCUUGGAACAAGUACUAAAGUGGAUUAAAUCAUUUCCUGCUUUGAUGAAACAUAGGAAAAUAACAGAUUAUCUUUUCUCUUGGGUAGAUCUAGUACAAGACGAACUCAGUGAAUUAAAGAAACAUUCCUUUUAUGUGGCUGGAUGUCGGGAUGGCUUGAUAUCUUCGAGACCUGAAUUAUACGAUGUAUUGGUGAAUCUCCCUGCAAGAGAAAUUAUUGUUUCUAAUCAUGCAAAAGAAAGUCUUACCAUGACAAAAACGCACAAAGAAAUUGCACUGUUUAUGGUGCAGCUCAGCGAAAAUCUAUCAUUAUCAGAAACACAAGUAAUAUCUGACAUUGCAGAUAAAACUCAAGAUCUUCUUAAUCAAUUAACAACCCUAGCCACCAUCGAAACCCCAGAAGGAGAAAAAAAAGUUCCCAUUCAAGCGAUCAAAGAGAAAAGUCUAGCACCCGCAGUCGAAAACUUUUUAAUCAACUUGGCUGUUGCCGAGAAUCUUCUUAUAAUGUGAUAUUAUUUUAUUUACAAAUGCAUUUACAUAUAACUAUUAAUUACUGUUUUCAAAUGACAAAUCGAAAUAUAUUUAUACAAAAAAAGGGUA
Molecule: messenger RNA, 1996 nt
Organism: Nasonia vitripennis (jewel wasp)
Lineage: Eukaryota; Metazoa; Arthropoda; Insecta; Hymenoptera; Pteromalidae
Product: ER membrane protein complex subunit 2-like
Exons: 7
Coding region: 848-1906 (352 amino acids)
Biological process (GO): protein transport; regulation of early endosome to late endosome transport; protein folding in endoplasmic reticulum
Cellular component (GO): late endosome; EMC complex
Molecular function (GO): guanyl-nucleotide exchange factor activity; small GTPase binding
Source: RefSeq, a predicted model, not a curated record